CAAAACUACUUAGCUAAGUUUAGGAAAAGAUAGUGGUUUGGGUUCAAAUUCUUCUGGCAGAAAGCCCUGAAGGCAAAUCUCUCCCAUAUGCGAGGGAGGGAAACACAACUGACUUCCUGUUUUAACAUCCGCUGUUUCUGCAGUUUUCAGCCGCUAUCAGAGACAAAAUGGCUUCCAUGUCAGAGGAGGAUUUCUGCUGUUCAGUCUGUCAUGAAGUCUUUAGUGAUCCUGUUGUUCUGUCAUGUAGCCACAGCUUCUGUAAAGACUGUCUGAAGACCUGGUGGAGAGAGAAACAGACACAGGAGUGUCCAGUUUGUAAGAGAAGAUCUUUGUAUGAACCACCUCGUAACCUGGACUUAAAGAAGCUGUGUGAGAGUUUCUUACAGCAGAGAGAUCAGAGAGCUUCAGAGGCUCUCUGCCGUCUGCACUCUGAGAAACUCAAACUCUUCUGUCUGGACCAUCAGCAGCCAGUGUGUGUCGUCUGUCUACAUUCAGAGAAACACUCCAACCACAGAAUCAGACCCAUCGAUGAAGCUGCACGACAACACAAGAAGGAACUCCAGGAAACUCUGGAGCCCUUAAAGGAGAAGAUAAAGGUUUUUGAACGAGUUAAAGAGGAGUGUGAUCAUACAGCAGAACACAUGAAGGUCCAGGCCCGACGCACAAAGAAGCAGAUUAAGGAUCAGUUCAAAAAGCUUCACCAGUUUCUAGAAGAGGAAGAGGAGGCCAGGAUGGCUGCACUGAGGGAGGAAGAGGAGCAGAAGAGUCAGAGGAUGAAGGAGAAGAUGGAGGCUCUGAGCAGAGAUAUAGCAGCUCUUUCAGACACAGUCAGAGCCACAGAGGAGCAGCUGAGAGCUGAAGACGUCUCAUUCCUGAUCAACUACAAGGCUGCAGUGGGAAGAGUCCAGCAGAGCCCCCUGCUGGAGGAUCCACAGCUGCUCUCAGGAGCUCUGAUAGACGAGGCCAAACACCUGGGACACCUGAGCUUCAACAUCUGGAACAAGAUGAAGGACAUGGUCUCCUACUCUCCUCUGAUUCUGGACCCAAACACUGCUUAUCCAAGACUCAUCCUGUCUGAAGAUCUGACCAGUUUUAGACUUGGAGAGGGACAGAAUCUUCCUGAUAAUCCAGAGAGGUUUGAUAGAUACCACUCUGUCCUGGGCUCUGAGGGCUUUAACUCAGGGACUCACAGCUGGGAUGUCGAGGUUGGAGACAGUACAGACUGGACACUGGGUGUGUUAGCAGAGUCUGUCCAGAGGAAGGGAGUCAUACAGUCUGGAUUAUGGAGAAUAAGAUUCUCUGGAGGUAAAUACUCAGCGUGGUCUCCACCAGCUCCAUGCACUGUUCUCCCAUUUAAGAAGCAGCUCCAGAGAAUCAGAGUGACUCUGGACUGGAACAGAGGAAAUCUGUCGUUCUCUGAUCCUGAUACUGACACACACAUACACACCUUCACACACACUUUCACUGAGAAGAUGUUUCCAUGCAUUUUCACUGUGGAUAAAGUCCCACUGAAGAUAAUUCCACUGAAGGUCUGUGUAAUAAAACAAUAGAGCAGUGUUUCUCAUCGGGGGCGGUACCGCUAACCUAUGGAGGGUUAGUGGUAUGUGACACUUGUGCUUAAUAUAUUUGGUGCCCCUACAAUCACAUGUGGUCCCGGCCUGGCCCCCCAUUUGAAAUAGUCUAGAACUGCCACAAGGAGUACAGACAUGCUGUGAAUUAUUGCUUUCAUUAUGUUAUUUUUUUUUUUAUUGCUGUAUUUAUUGCUGUUUUUAGUAAGUUAAUUGUUGUAUGGUUUGUGGUGUAUAUUCCCAUGUGAUGUCUUCCUGCUGCAUACAAAUUGCCCUUCUGGGACAAAGAAUAAACUGAACUGAACUGGACCUUCAAUAGCGGCUGCAGGGACUCGCACCCUGCUAGAAACUGCUGUCCAUUCUCCUCCGUCGCCGGGGUUAGCUAGUAAUAUUAGCAUAGCUGCCCCUCUGCCGGACA
Molecule: messenger RNA, 1986 nt
Organism: Perca flavescens (yellow perch)
Lineage: Eukaryota; Metazoa; Chordata; Actinopteri; Perciformes; Percidae
Product: E3 ubiquitin-protein ligase TRIM39-like
Exons: 1
Coding region: 168-1550 (460 amino acids)
Molecular function (GO): zinc ion binding; protein binding
Source: RefSeq, a predicted model, not a curated record